AGACUCUCUGCGGGGACGUUGUCUGUGAGCACAAGAGGAACAGGUGCUCUGGGACAAGGGGAUUCCAGAUCCCUCUUUUUUUUAUUACUCCCCUGUCCCCUUUCCUUCUUUUUUUCCCUUGAAAAUGGUGUCCAAGCUAUCGCCUUUGCAGCAGGAACUCCUCAAUGCUCUCCUCAACUCUGGAGUAACCAAAGAGGAUCUGAUCCAGGCCUUGGACGAUAUGAUUCCCAGCCCAAGCUUUGGGGUGAAGCUGGAAAACUUGCACAUGUCCCCGGAACAUGAAUCUGACAAUAAACCCGUAUUCCACACUCUCACCAAUGGCCACCACCAUAAGGGCAAACUCUCCGGGGAUGAGGGCUCUGAGGAUGGAGAUGACUUUGAUACCCCUCCAAUACUUAAAGAACUGCAGUCCCUCAAUACGGAGGAGGCAGCUGAGCAAAGGGCAGAAGUGGACAGAAUGUUGAGCGAGGAUCCAUGGAGGGCUGCAAAAAUGAUAAAGGGUUAUAUGCAACAACACAAUAUUCCUCAGAGAGAAGUGGUGGAUAUCACUGGCUUAAACCAGUCCCAUCUCUCCCAACAUUUAAACAAAGGAACACCAAUGAAGACCCAAAAACGUGCUGCAUUGUACACUUGGUAUGUGAGGAAACAAAGGGAGAUAGUAAUACAAUUCAACCAGACAGUCCAGGGUUCUGGAAAUAUUACAGACAAAAGCAGUCAGGAUCAGCUGCUGUUUCUCUUUCCAGAGUUUAAUCAGCAAAAUCCAGUCCCAGGACAGCCUGACGAUUCCUGCUCAGAGCCUGCCAACAAGAAGAUGAGACGAAAUCGUUUCAAGUGGGGGCCUGCAUCACAGCAUAUUCUUUACCAAGCCUAUGAAAGGCAAAAGAAUCCCAGCAAAGAAGAAAGAGAAGCUUUAGUGGAAGAGUGUAAUAGAGCGGAAUGUAUUCAACGUGGUGUAUCUCCAUCUAAAGCUCAUGGCCUUGGAUCAAAUUUGGUAACAGAAGUCCGUGUUUAUAAUUGGUUUGCAAACAGAAGGAAAGAGGAAGCUUUUAGACAAAAAUUGGCUAUGGAUGCCUAUAGUACUGGCCCAUCACACCCCCACAACUUGAAUUCUCUACUAUCACAUGGAUCACCACACCAUACUCAACCAAGCACUUCUCCACCAAGUAAACUGCAAGGGAUGAGAUAUAAUCAACAAGGAAACAAUGAAGUCACUUCAUCAUCAACUAUCAGUCACCAUGGCAAUAAUGCCAUGGUGACCAGCCAAUCUGUUUUACAGCAAGUUUCUCCAGUCGGCUUGGAUCACAGCCACAGCAUGCUUUCACCUGAUGGCAAACUGAUAUCCGUUUCUGGAGGAGGAUUACCGCCAGUUAGUACGCUGACCAACAUUCACAACCUGUCCCAGUCUGUUCAUCACAAUCACCAGCAAUCUCAAAACCUUAUCAUGGCACCGAUCUCUGGAGUGAUGGCAAUCACACAAAAUUUAAACACCUCUCAGGCACAAAGUGUACCUGUUAUCAACAGUGUUGCAGGGAGCCUUGCAGCUUUACAGUCUGUACAGUUUUCACAGCAACUACACAGUCCACAUCAUCAGCAAAUCAUGCAACAGUCCUCCGGGCAUAUGGCACAGCAGCCAUUUAUGGCUACUGUGACUCAGCUACAGAAUUCACACAUGUAUGCGCACAAGCAUGAGCCUCCCCAGUAUUCCCACACUUCUCGUUUUCCUUCAGCCAUGGUUGUCACAGAUACUAGCAGCAUCAGCACAUUAUCAAAUAUGUCUUCCAGUAAACAGUGUCCUUUGCAAGCAUGGUGAUGAACAACAAUAUUCAAGGGUUUUUAUAUUUUUGCAUCCUGACGUCUUCUGCUACUUGUUGCUGCUGACAGGAAUAAUAAGAAAGGGCCUUUAGUGAUGGACCUGUAAUGUUGGAUGUACCACGUGUACUUCAGUACACUUGCAUUGCAGUCCCUUUUGCAGUAUUUCCAGGAAGAGCAUUCAAGGCCAAAUGAUUUAAACAAACAACUGGGAAACAGAACAAAUUUUAGUGGGAAAACCAAGGAUGACUGAAGAUAAACGGACAACUAAACAACUGAAUGUAGAAAUCUAUGCAGACAUUGAACUGAGCCAAUGUAAAUAUCUUUUUAUGAAGACAUGGACACAAAAUAUUUCUUUAUAAGAAGGUAAUUUGUUGAAUAAUUGUAAAAAUGUAAAAAAGUGCAAUUUUUUGUACAUAUUAUAAAAAAAAA
Messenger RNA from Xenopus laevis (African clawed frog), 2241 nucleotides. It is a transcript of the gene hnf1b.S, whose product is annotated as HNF1 homeobox B S homeolog. Gene Ontology annotation, biological process: system development; pancreas development; positive regulation of DNA-templated transcription. The transcript is spliced from 9 exons. Lineage: Eukaryota; Metazoa; Chordata; Amphibia; Anura; Pipidae. The record is from RefSeq and is marked provisional. Gene Ontology annotation, cellular component: nucleus. The coding region runs from base 125 to 1810 and encodes 561 amino acids. Gene Ontology annotation, molecular function: DNA binding; RNA polymerase II cis-regulatory region sequence-specific DNA binding; DNA-binding transcription factor activity, RNA polymerase II-specific.